Patiria miniata (bat star) is the source of this 4511-nucleotide messenger RNA. RefSeq names its product protein O-mannosyl-transferase TMTC1-like (gene tmtc1). NCBI's taxonomy places the organism in Eukaryota, Metazoa, Echinodermata, Asteroidea, Valvatida, Asterinidae. Gene Ontology annotation, biological process: protein O-linked glycosylation via mannose. Gene Ontology annotation, molecular function: mannosyltransferase activity; protein binding. The coding region runs from base 579 to 3278 and encodes 899 amino acids. The record is from RefSeq and is a predicted model, not a curated record. The transcript has 18 exons.
ACAAUUUUGGUCGAGGAUAAUUUCUUUUAGACGGGUGCUCUAUCACAUGCGCUGUCAAAACAACAGUACGUGGUAUUUUCAAUUCAUAAAAGGAAGAAGUCUGGGUAUACUUCAACAUGUUAAACACAUCAAGUGAUGAACAUUUUCCCCGGUUUCGUUAAAAAUCAUCACAAAGAAGAUCAUGAAACUAUCAUUUUUGCGGCUUGCUAUGAAAACAGGAACUGGUGGUGAACUUGUAGUCUUUGGACCACUCCCCGCUGAUACGUUAACCACAGGAAGCAUGGACAAAACUGCAAGACCAUGUACUUCAUCACAGGAUACCAUUUAAUUGCACAUUUUUUGCUAUGGAACCCCAACUGUGGAAGGGCCAUUGAGUCUAAAGUGCGCAUAGUUUGAAAGACUUGCAUACCGUUGUUGUAAUUCAACAUGCUACAGUGUUGCUUACUGCGUUGGAAGUGGAGUACUAGAUUAUUUUGAGAACCACAUGCAACAUGGUUGAAAUUUUGUAACAUAAGUUGAGCAACAGCACAAAAUAAAUUCAAAGAGAAACUGAUGAUUGCCCACUAGUAUGUCACGAAAUGGCUCCUCGUCAGCGACAAGCCAGCAAGAAGCAGCUCCAGAGAGGCGGGGCUUCUAAAUUGUUCCGCCCACAAAAUGGGAGUGGCGCUCACCACACCCCUGAGAGCCACCUGAAGGAGCCUUUGGCCCCCCAGUCACCAUUUUCUGGAGUUCAAAUUUGUGUGUAUGGCGCCGUCUUUUCUCUGGCUUUGCUUUGUUACGCCAACACGCUCAGCCACGAUUUGGUCCACGAUGAUAUUUUUGCCAUUGAGGGCAACAGGGACGUACGUGGGGAGUCCCCUCUGCGGAAUCUACUGCUGGAUGACUUCUGGGGGAAGCCGAUGUGGGACAACACAAGCCAUAAGUCAUACAGGCCACUGUGUGUCAUCACAUUUAGAUUGAACCAUAUGCUCCAUGGCCUGCACCCCAUGGGAUACCAUCUUGUCAACAUCCUCCUCCAUGCCGUCGUCAGUGUUCUCUUCACCUAUGUCUGCCAGACGGUAGUGUUUACUGAGAUGAUGCCCACUGCAGUAGCUGGUGUCUUGUUUGCCACGCACCCAAUACACACUGAAGCGGUUGCUGGGGUAGUUGGCCGUGCUGACUUGAUGGCCUGCCUGUUCUUCUUACUGUCAUUUCUUGCCUUUCAAAGGAGUAUCAAACAGGGAAAAUCAGGCUUUGCAUUUACUGACAGACCAGGCAGUCUGGUACUCAGUCUCCUGCUUGUCGUGUGUGCACUGUUGAGCAAGGAGCAUGGUGCCACCGUACUAGGAGUGUUCAUGGUCUAUGAUGUCAUGAUGACAUCACGACCAGGGAUUUACAGGGUACUGAUAACAAGACGAUUUGGGAGGGGCUGCAUGCCACUGUUUAAACGGUGUGCAGUUAUUGUUGCAACUGUGUGUGUUGUGCUGUUCUUAAGGGUCUGGAUGCUGCAGGGUCACUUGCCUCACUUCUCAGAGCAGGAUAACCCUGCAUCGUUUGCUCCGCAUCUACUGACAAGGUUUUUGACCUACAGCUACCUGGUUUUCUUCAACGUCUGGUUGCUACUGUGCCCUUUGACCCUCUCCUAUGAUUGGCAGAUGAACAGCAUCCCAUUGGUGGAAUCAUUAUGGGAUGUGCGUAACCUGGCAACCAUAACUACAGUUAUCACCCUGGGGUUUCUGGCUGUGAGCUGUAUUGUCGUAAAAAAGGACCAGGAUCGACGCGUCUUAGUCCUUGGCCUGUCAUUUCUUGCCAUUCCAUUCCUCCCUGCCUCUAAUCUCUUCAUCAGGGUCGGCUUCGUGGUCGCUGAGAGAAUUCUUUACAUUCCAAGUAUGGGCUACUGCAUCCUGUGUGCCCAUGCUCUCAGUAAGCUGGGAGGGUUGAGCAGCAAACAUGGCAAGACUAUAAUGAUGAUUAUUGUCGCUGUGAUCACACUGUUGUAUAUUGGGAAAACCGUCACAAGGAACCAGGUCUGGAAGUCAAGGGAAUCCCUGUUUAGGUCUGGUUUAGAGACUUUACCGCACAAUGCUAAGAUGCAUUACAACUAUGCUAACUUCCUCAUGGACAGUGGACAGAAGCAAGAUGCAAUACACCACUACCAAACAUCCCUCAGAUUGUGGCCGGACCACGCGAGUGCCAACAACAACCUUGGUACACUGCUGAAGGACGACCCCCAGCAAGCUGAGGCUCACUACCGCCGGGCUAUACUCAUCAAUCCUGCCCAUGUGAGGGCGCACUUUAAUCUUGGCAGUCAUCUCAGCAAGCUCGGCCAAUUUGAAGAUGCCGAAUUACUCUUUCGCCGUGCAAUCCAACUGAACCCGGAGUUCGCCGAUGUCCACACCAACCUCGCCUCGCUGCUGGAAGGCAAAGGUCAACUCCUAGAAGCCGAGCAACUCUACCUGAACGCCAUCACAUUGGAACCCAAGAAUGGAGAUUACUGCAACAAUUAUGGAGCCUUCCUGACUAAUACAGGUCGGAACGAGGAUGCACGUAUACAGUAUGAGGAAUGCUUACAUCUUCAGCCCAAUCACACUGUAACCAUGGGCAACCAGGCACGUCUCUUGAGAAGGCUAGGCCAGACGAGUCAAGCUGAACAACUCUUCUUAAGGGCAUUAUCUCUAGAGCGUCGGGCUGGCUUGCUGGAAAGCCUAGGAGCUUUAUACUUCAACACUGAUCGUCCAGAGAAAGCCCACGAUGCGUACCGAGAAGCAGUGCAACUCAACCCUCAGAGUGCCGAGACAAGAACACACUAUGGUCAGGUUCUGGCGACAUUGGGGAAAGUGGAGCAAGCUGUCAAGGAGCUCCAGGUCGCUUUGGAAUUAGAUGCUGACUACCCGGAAGCCCAUCGUCAACUGGCAAGCAUCUAUGUACUAGCUGGGAAACACAGAGAGGGUUUGAAGCAUGCCACAGUUGCUCUCCAGUUGGAUCCAGACGCUGAUGAUGCCAGGAAGGCUGGACUGCUGUUUGAUAUCGGCAACUGCCUGAAAGAACUGGCCAGAGACCAGCAGGCUAUCCAGAGUUAUCGCGAGGCAGUGAAACUGAACCCCAACCUUAGCUCCGCCCACUUGAACCUGGGCGCCAUGCUACACCUCAAGGGAGACUACGCCCAGGCAAGGAGGCAUUACAACGAGGCAUUAAAGCUGGACCCAGAGAACCACACCCUGAAACAGAACAUAGCUAAACUCAACAGGGCUGUGGAGAGACUCAAGAAAAAAGGUAAAAGUCAACUAGAAAUAAAUUAAUCCCGAGGCAGUACAAAUAAAGCCAAUAAAGCUGACAGGCAAAUUUUGAGCUUUGACACUUUCUUCUGCUUGUAGUUUUUAGUGAAACUCCGUGGUCGACAAAUCCGGUAAUUGUCAUUAGUGAGACGGCUACAAGUGCGCAUGAUUCACAUGUUCUUAAUUUAAGUUGCCUGGUCAUUUCUAAUCCUAUUGGUCAAAGAAGCAUCGACUGCGCACGUAUCACCUGCGCACGAGUGACGUCAUUUCGGAAAUUGUUUCGAAUUUUGGCUGUCGGAUAAUUCUGUACGAGACAAAAACUUUUAGACUAAACUCAGAUUCUCAAGGGUUGGAAAGGUCAACUUUUGCAAAUUUACAGAGCAAAUGCUUGCCAUCAAUUCGCAUUCUCGUUUGCUUUUCUUGCUGUCGCAACACAUUUCUGACAUCUUGAACUAUUGGGGAAAUACCAGUCAAAAUUUGGCCCAUAUUUCUUUUACAUACACCUAUUUUCUCUUGAAAAAUUGGAGAGGACAAAGCGAUGAUCUUUUGGAAAGAAAUUUUAAAUUAUCAUUUUGUACUGAAAAUGUUUCUCUGAAAAUUUAUUUUGGAACUAUGUUGUACUUUUUAACAUACCUUUAUAUCGUUACAGUUGUUUUUAAUGCUAUUCCUCGAUAAUCGUCAAGGAAAGGUUUCUUAAUAAAACAUUGGACAGCUCAGUACUACAUCUGAAAUGUUUACAUAAAAUCUAAACAAUUUUUUUAAAAUUUAUUUAGCUUGCCAGCUGAUAUUUAUUUGCAGAACUCCAAAGAGUAUAUAUUUUAUAUCAGUGUAGCCAGUAGGCUGUAACAAUAAGUCUUAUUUUUCUUUUGUUAUAAAAUUCUUGCCAUGAUUGCAUUGAUUAUUGUAAUAUUAAAUCAAAUUUACAAAUAAUCAGCUAUUUACAUGUAUUUCAUUUUUUUUGUAACAAUAAUUUGUAACAUGCUGUUCAUUGUCAGUUGAGGCUAUCUCAGUUCUUUCUCCAAAGGCUUGCAUAUUUUGACAGACAUCAAGUUUAGCACAUGUUAGACGUAUUUGCAAAAAUAAAACCAAACAUUUUGUUGUAUUCUUAGAUUUGUUCUACUUACCAUACUUUCUUUUCUGUUAAUAAAAAGGCAGGACAAGGGUAAGAUUACCCUACACAUGCAUAUUAUGUAGAUGAAAUUGACAUGCAUUGAGCCACAGCAAAAUAUUGUUCGCAGUAAGGCCAAAUAAAAAAAA